GUUGGCCGGAACUCCCGCAUGUAGGAACAUCACAAAGAUGCUACCUCGUGGCAUGCAAAGAAGGCCCACCCAAUACGUGCCAAAGACCCACACAAACCGUGCCAAAAGUUGCCUAAUGCGGAAGAUUAGGCGGCUCCUCGAUGUUUAUGUCCGUCAGGGGUCGGAUUCCGCUCUUUGUCACGCCAGGCUAACGCCGGGUGUUUGUCUGCAAGGCCACCAGGACGGGUAUAUAUACCUCGAAGGAUGUGCUCCGUACUUGAACCGUUGUCCAUCACCUCCCCACAUCUCACCCGAACCAAUCCGUCUGCUAAUGGCACCGUCGCCACGCAAGAAGGUCUCAAGGCCAUCGAAGGUAGCGCCAGCGGUAUGGGCCCGCAACAAGCUGGCCAUGUUGCCACUGGAUUCCACACCGCCACCCGAAUCUCCCAGGCUCGGCCACGGUGUCGAGUGUCCUGUCCGGGCUCCCAUCUUCCGCUAUGCCUCUGUGUCCGAGCUCGAGCAUGUGUUUGCCGCCCCUUCGCACGGGGAGUCUGAGCUCGAACUCAUCGAUCGCUACAAGAAAGGGCCAGCCCCGUUCGGCCAUGGCGGCGAGUUCUCCCUUGAAGGCCAUGCUAGUCUUGCGAGCGACGACGACGAGAAGACCGAGGCCGAUGAUGAGGAUAUCGACGAGGAUAUUCAAGUCGGCGGCGAGCACGCAAGAGUCGGGCGAUCCGAACACCGGCACAAUCAGGCUAUACAAGAUGCCGCUAGCGAGCCCGACGAAGAGAUCAACGUGCCCAAUCUUCUGAAGCAGCUUGGUGUUAACGACUCAGACGACGACAGCUCGGAUGACGACGACGACGAACACAUCAACCCUCUCACCGAAGAUAUCCCACCAGUCGACUGGAACGACGAUGAGCCUUACCAGCCCAUGGAUAUUGACAUCUACGCCGAACUCGAUGCCUUCGGCAUGGAUUCCAACGCGAACGACGAAGGCUACCAACCGGGCGAGUAUCUUAUCUCGCCCAACGGACCCUCCCUCUCCGCACGGAACCCACCGAGACUACCAGCGAACUACAUUCUACCAGUUAACGCAUUCGACGCGGGCUGUAUACUCCGACAACUCUACCCCCGCGUGCAGGACGCCGCAGCGCACAUGGACAGCAUCCCCCAAGAACAAACACUUACUGCUGCCCACCAAAGCAUAUGCCACUGCAAGGUCCCCGGCUGCGAGGCCCACGUAUCCAUAUACGAUUGGUGGCUGCACGCGUACACGCACUGCCCGAUCGUGGACUACGACGACGUUAUCAUGACUUUGCCCUGCGACGGCGAUCCUGUCGACCACGUCCAAUGCAUCUGCCUCGCCUGCAGCCGGCCAUUCGAGGCCGCGGACGCUCUUCGUCGCCAUACGAAGAAAGGUACUCAAUGUCACAAGCUGCACGGGGAGCGCCGGCGGGCAGCAGGCUUAGAGAAGGAUUAUUGGCUCUCGUUAAUGACCCCAUGGCAAGUCGAGAAAGCCGCCGAUGCCCUCGAAGCUCUCGAAGCUUCAGAUUGA
Molecule: messenger RNA, 1534 nt
Organism: Schizophyllum commune H4-8
Lineage: Eukaryota; Fungi; Basidiomycota; Agaricomycetes; Agaricales; Schizophyllaceae
Exons: 2
Coding region: 38-1534 (498 amino acids)
Source: RefSeq, a predicted model, not a curated record